AGAGUUUUGUGCGCUUUUAUAACGUGUACAAUAUAUGGGAGAUUGGCUGCUUUCGCUUUGGACGGAAAGCUAUUAUCAAAUAAAUGCAAAGCCGAACAAACAAAAAGAAGAAACGACGAAAAUUAGUCGAGAGCACACUUGAAUAUCAUUACUGGGGUCAGAGUACGAGAUUUGUUUUUAGUGAUUCACUGGCGGCGCUGUGGCAUUGUUGAACUGAAACGUUGGAUAGCGUGGAGCAAAGCCCCCCUCGCCGCUCAUCUGCGUGUGCUCCGAGUCAUCGCGUCCGGCAAUGGUAGGCGCCCGAUACUGAGUCUCCACAAACUGCGGUGGCGCUGCAACAAAAUAGAGUUUAAAUCAACUUUUCGUGCAGAAAAUCUCAGUACUCACGUAUAUUGGGAUAAAGAUUGCCACCGCCGCCAGUGCUAUCGGCCACACUCCAGCCCUGAGCCCCACCCAUAGCAACGCCCGAAGCGGGUGGACUGGCUGGACUCACCGGCUGUGUGGGCGCCAGUGAGGGAUCCUCCGAUUGGAUAGCCGGAGCAUCUGUGUAUUGAACGGGUGGCCUCAUGCCGGCCAGCGGAAUGGUCCCCAAAGUGAUGGGUAUUUUGCCCGUUAGAUUUCUAUGCGCACCGCUGACAUCACAUGUCACAUGCAGGUCAUAGUCCAAUGCAAUGAUGCCACAGUUGGAUAGAUUGGUUGGCGGCAGUGCGGGUAUCUCCAGCUGCUGCGUAAACGUGUGCGAGUCGCCGCCAUUCACUGGGCCAAUGCUGAGAUUGGAAAUGAUCACCUUCGAUUCGCGUUUCUCGCUGCGCGGCUGGCUGGUAUGGAAGGUGACCAGCUUGCGAAGCUCAAACUUCACGGCACUGAGAUUCACAUUGCUGGCGUUGUCCACCUCGCAUGUAAUGGGCAGAAUCUGACCCGAGACAUAACCAGUUUGCGGAAGGCUCGUGAUCACGGACAAUGGACCCGACGCACAGCAGAAGCAGCAGAAUGACUUCUCCAGUUCCAGCUUAAAGGGAUCCUUGACACGUGGAUUAAGAUUCAAGUCGACCGGUGCAAUGACCGUAAAGGCCAUUUUCAUAUCCUGAUCGAAUUUCCAGGGCCGAUCCAAUGUCACCUUGAUGGUAUAGCGCACAUGUCCGAAUUCGCCCUCAAACGACGACGGCAAAGUGGGGGGCAAGGCGCAAGUGAAGGGAUAGGUGUGGGUGCCCGGCGGCAGCUCCGUCUCAGAGCCUGAAAGAGUGUGCCAUUAGAGAGGGAAAAUUCUUGUGGUUAGAUUUGUCCAUGGAAUACUCACUGUUCUUGCCGCCCAGCAGGUAGUAUUGGAUCUUAAAGUACUCCUCAUGCCCCUUCAGAGUUGUGAUUUCAUUCUCGGUCUUGCCCUCGCUGGUGGUCACAUUACGCUCCUCAUUCCACUCCGUAUUGGCCUCGCCCAAGAAUCGUAUUAUGAUGCCUGCAAAGAAGAAGUGUUUGCUAUGAAUGACAAUUUACUGCGGUCCAACCCCAACCCUCUGUAAAAUUAGCUAUAAAUAAUAUAAAAGCUACUGCGUCUCUGCUACGCUCUCGCUGACGACUCUCGCUCUUGGCAUACCCAACAGAUGACAUCAUCGCUAGGCAGCAGAGCAGCAGCACCAGUCACCAGCCAUCAGCAUCGUUCCAAUACGUUUGCUGGCCUCAAUCAAAGACAUGAAGCUGGUGAGUGUAGUGGAGUACGGGCGACUAUCUUGUCUUGUCUGAUUUUCACUGUGACCCGUGACAUUUCACAUACUUAUCGACUGCAGCCCAUCUCCAUGACAAUACGAAGAAGAAGGACUUUUGCGAAAAUUCUCUUUUUUCUCUGCUUUUUUUAAACAAAUUCAAUUUAAAGUUAACUGCAGCAUCGCAUUAAAUGUCGCUGUUUCGCAAGCCGAAGAAAAUACAGCGACGAGUGUUCUCCAGCAGUGUGGACGAGGACAAUGACGGGGCCACGUUGGACAUGGACGCCGAGAGGGAGUCGGCACCGCCGCCGCCGCUGAUAUUAUCCGGCAAACGCGACAAGGAAAAAGUGAAGAAAACCAUCAAAACAAAUGAUGACAACAAGCCAAAAGCUUUGCUUAGCUUUGUCGACGAUGAGGAUGAUGGGGAGGAGGUUUUUCAAGUGCGGAAAUCGUCGAAUAGCAAGAAAAUAAUGCGUUUAAUGGACAAGGAGCGGCGCAAGAAGAAGCGCGAGGAGCGAACGGAGCACGGUAGCACGGAAAAUGGUAGUACACAGCAUUUAGAGUCGUCCAGUGCCACGGGUGCUUCGGGUGCUACAAAUUCUAGUAGAUAUAAAAACGCGAGCAACGAUCAGAGUAAAAGUAAAAAAAGUGAUAAUCAUAUGAUCCAAACCGAAAUACGCACAGACGACUUUGUGCUCGUGGUUAAGAAAUCAGAGACGCCCGAGGCUGUUCUGAACGGUCGCGCUGCCCUCUGUGCCGGUCGUGAUGAUAUGAGCGACGAUGGUGGGGAUCCAUUGGACGAUGGGGGCCACAGCAAGGAGCAUCAUCGCUUCUCCAAGCCGGAGGCAUUAAAGCAAAUGCUGGAGAGUGGCUCCAUACCAGAUGCGGCCAUGAUACAUGCCGCUCGCAAGCGACGACAGCGAGCGAGAGAGCAGGGUGCCGGUGAUUAUAUACCCAUUGAGGAGAACAAAGAGCCGCCAAAAUUGAGCACCCGCCUGCCCAAUGAGGAUGUCGAGGGCGAUCAGUCGGACGAUGAGGAGCGUGUGGAUAUGAGCGACAUAACCGGUCGCAAGGAGCGCGAAGAGCGUCGCGAGCAGUUCUAUGCCGUCGAGAAUGAUUUGACCGAUGAAGACUCUGACCGCGAGAUGAACGAGUGGGAGAACCAGCAGAUCCGCAAGGGCGUCACCGGUGCCCAGCUAGUCCAUGCCCAGCACGAAACUGUGCUCUCACGCUUCAUGAUCAAACCGGCGGCGCCCAGCGGUGCUCUAGCCCUGGAAGACGACGACCAAGUGGCCCCACAGUCCACCUCCACAUUGCUGGAGCAAGCCUAUGCUAAGAAUGCCCUCGAUCGCAGCCAUCUGGCCUCAGCCAUGCGCAACUCUGCGGCAAAGCCCAAAAAGGACAAACCCAAGGCCACAGCACUGCGCACACCCCAGGAGAUAUUCACUGCCAUUCAGACACGUCUCGCCGAAAUUAAGGAACGCUCGGCAGAUCACUCGGCUACCAUGGCCAGAGUCAGCUUGGAGCUGAAGGAACUGAAGCUGCAGCAGCAAGAGUGCCAGAAGAAUGCCCCAACGGCGGCAGCCAAGUACAAAUUCUAUCAGGAGGUCAAGUGCUAUGUGAACGAUCUGGUGGAUUGCCUGGCCGAGAAGAGCCCCGCGAUCAAUGAGCUGGAAAAGCGGGCCCUGCAGCAGUCGGGAAAGAAUAAUCGCUAUCUGGUUAAUCGCCGGCGACAGGACAUCAGAGAUCAGGCCAAGGAAAUGGCCGAGGCAUCAAAACCCAUUGCCGCUGCCGCUCGUCGCACACCCGAAUACGAAGAACAAGUGCGCCGCGCUGCCGAGCGGGAGGGACGAAGGACACGUCGUCGCUGCGAGCGAGAACGCAACGAUCUCUUGGCCUCCCAUUUGGAUGGCAUGUCCAGCGAUGAUGAAAUUGCCGACCAGCAGCAGGAACAGUGUCUGGCUGCCACCGCGCAAACGCAAAAGGAAGCGGAGGAAGCCUUUGAAGAUGUCACCGAUGAAUUCUGUAAAAUCGAGCUCAUUCUCAUGAAGUUCUAUGCCUGGCGGAAAACGGACAUGUCCUCGUAUCUGGAUGCGUUUGUUAGCCUGUGUCUGCCCAAGCUAUUGGCGCCACUAGUACGCCACGAACUGCUGGUGUGGUCGCCACUGCUGGAAGUCUAUGCGGACAUAGAGACAAUGCGCUGGUAUCAGGCUUGCAUGCUGUAUGCCUGCCAAGCAGAUGAAACAAUGGAGCAGCUAAAAAACGAUCCAGAUGUGAAUCUAGUGCCUGCGCUCAUUGAUAAGAUUGUGCUGCCAAAGGUGACAUCUUUGGUCACGGAAUGCUGGGAUCCCUUGUCUACCACACAAACACUGCGACUCGUGGGCUUUAUCAAUCGCUUGGGUCGUGAUUUUCCACUCACCGGCACCAAUAAGCAGCUAAAGAAACUCUUUGAAUCGAUUAUGGAACGCAUGCGUUUGGCAUUGGAAAACGAUGUGUUUAUACCCAUAUUUCCCAAGCAAGUCCAAGAAGCCAAGACAUCGUUCUUUCAGCGCCAAUUCUGCAGCGGAUUGAAGCUCUUUCGCAACUUUCUCAGCUGGCAGGGCAUUCUGGGGGACAAGCUACUGCGUGAGCUGGCCAUUGGGGGGCUACUAAAUCGCUACCUUCUGCUGGCCCUGCGCGUCUGCUCGCCUAAUGAUGCCAUCAACAAGGCCUAUAUCAUAGUGAAUACCCUGCCCACGGUAUGGCUGCUGCCCAACAGCGAAACUCUCAAAAAUUUGGAACUAUUUAUAAUGUAUAUAAAACAAACAUUGGACAGCUGCGAUUCCAGCAAUCCAGUUUUUAUGCAAUCCUGCGAAAAGGCCAAGCAAAUGCUAAUAAGACUACAUAGUUAUUAAAGUAAAAAACAUCGCUCACAUUUCAAAAACACCAAACCGAAAACAAUCAAAUGCGCUCGUUAUAUAGAAAGGCAAUGCAAAGCACAAAACACUUAAAAAUUCUAUAAUUUAUAAGAAUUUUAAACAAUUUGUAUAUACCCCCAUAACAGAAAGUGCUUGCUCGAAGCUUGAGCUUAGAAAAACAACUCUAAUGAGAUGAAACGCUUUCCUAAAACCCAAACCCCUCCCCCAAUCGUUUUCCUAUAAAACAUUCAAAGUGAUAAAUUGUGGAACUCUGUUUAAGGCUCUUAAACCAUUUUUGUAAUUUUACUGAUUGUAUUCAAGGCGACUCGACGACUCUCGUGCAUAGCAAUAAUAAAAUAUUUAAAAAACAA
Messenger RNA from Drosophila obscura, 4965 nucleotides. RefSeq names its product PAX3- and PAX7-binding protein 1. The record is from RefSeq and is a predicted model, not a curated record. The transcript has 10 exons. Gene Ontology annotation, biological process: mRNA splicing, via spliceosome; spliceosomal complex disassembly. Gene Ontology annotation, cellular component: U2-type post-mRNA release spliceosomal complex; nucleus. The coding region runs from base 1889 to 4591 and encodes 900 amino acids. NCBI's taxonomy places the organism in Eukaryota, Metazoa, Arthropoda, Insecta, Diptera, Drosophilidae. Gene Ontology annotation, molecular function: DNA binding.